UGAUAGCUCUCAAUGCUUGUUUAGAAUCUUCUACAUUCAGGAUCUGUUCUAUUCAACCCCAGAUGGAGGGCUAUGUUCGCUCUCUUCAGGUCGGACGCAGUUGAAGUCCGCUUGACUCGUCAUUGCAUCGACGGUUACCGCCGGACGACUCACAUAGGAAAAUACCAAAGUCCUCGAUGCUCAGGGCAAGUUCGCUUUCACAAUGGUGCCGCCCGCAAUAAACCCAACUCCCGCCGUGGCAUUGUCGGCUCUCCGAAGGUGACCACUAAAUGGUUCUCGGGCAACAAAUCAAAAUCAAAACAAAAGCCCAAUCCUAUCACAAGGAAGGCUCUUACUACCGAAGCUCGCGCGCUAGCUUUCACAGGAGAUAAUCGGAAGCAUGUGCAUGAGAAAGCCGCCAUCGUUUUUGCCGCCAGGGAGUCUCAGUCGCGCAAUCAUGAGUUGAUGACUGUAUCGCACAAGAGACGUAGAGACUCCAAUGUCCGAAAGCCACGACGAAGAACUCCUUCUCCGACUCCAAACCAAGCACGACGAGCACAACCGCCGCACUCGUUGCCUAAUAAAGUCCCUGGGAAAGCUAUGCCAAGUAAAGCCCCUUCGAAAGCAGUGACAAAAUUGAGAAAUGGAGGGAGUGUUACAGGCCAUCCACAGGGCUGGAAAAGCUGCGUUCCUCGCCCGUCACGUCCCAGUCGUCGAAAUCCAGUUCCAAUAGAGAGGGGCACUCAUCUUUUAGCUCAGAAGCCCAAGAAGCCGGAGCGGCGAAGGCCCCAUGAAGCAGCGCUAGCUGCAGUGUCAGAAUUGGAGAGGCGCAAGGUCAUAGCAGCGGCAUUAGAACGUCAGGAGAAAGGAACACACAUGUGGUCCUGGGCCCCUUCUUACCUUCGGAGCGGUGAACCUGUCCUUGAUGUGGAACACAAGCAAAUACGGAAGUCAAGAGGUUAUUUCCUGGAAGAUGCCGGGGAUAGAAAUGUCCGCGAAGAGACAAAGAUACGAAUCGACGCCUACUAUGACAAAUAUAAUGGUCCGGAAUACAUAGACAUAAGAAAGCCAUUUUCGGCUUUUGACUGGGCACGCAUUGAUCACUUUUACUCCUAUCUGGAUCUUCCCCGACAUUCUCCGAGGCUGCGCAAACUUUUCGACUACUAUGAAAAAGUCUACAGACCAAACGACAAAGACCUUGCAUAUGCUGCUCAUAAUUUUCGGAUUUUCUUACUUUUGCGCCUCCUCACAAAUAGAUUGCCUGGCUGCUGGCAGCAUUUGAAAAGGAGAUUGUAUCUUUUUUUCCCUCUCCAGGAGCAGGAAGGCUCCAUGAAGAAGCUUAUUGAUGAGCUUGAGGGAUAUAAUCAAUUUUGUCAGAAGGAGAAGCUAAUCGUGGGCAAAGCACCACGAAAUUUUCAGGUCAUUUCUCUAGCUGAGAGGCUGAGGGUUGGUCAAGAGGAGCUGCAUAAGGCUUACGACAGGAUAGUUUGGCCCAUCAUUGAUUUCGACAGAAGAAAUGAUUCAAUUCCUGAAAGGGAACGUCAUAGAAUUAUGAGCAAAUUUACGGGUAUUUUACCCUCACUCGGAUAUCGAGGGCCCAUUGGAGAUAUCGCGAAACUUCAAUCCCAAAUUGAAACGCUCUCCGAGACGAUAAGGUUUUCGAGAUUGCUCAAGAUUGGCUAUGCGUUGAAGCUCUCAUCCUAUUCAUUAAAGCACGCAAUAGAAAGAUUCGAGGAAUUCGUCUGGCUCAGUUGCAUGCGAAGAGCAGCAAAGUCUGAUUUAAAGUCUGAUGAAACGCUGGACACAGACAAAUGGACAUAUAAAACUGGCCUGGCCUCCAGAAUAAGGGAGGAGAGACGGAUCCUUCGUCAUCUCAAUCUUCGUCCCACGAAUAGGCUAAUGCAUCAAGGCUCUGCAGGCACCAGUUGCUUCUCAACCGAAGCUGGCCAAGGCGAGUAUUUUGUUGAGACUCUUCAAGACACCCAGGGGCAAUCGGAAACGACAGAUGACAGAGCUUAUGAUGAUGGAGAGUCCUAUGUACCUCUUUCGUACUCGAUACCAGAAGCUGUCAUGCGACAAGCAAUGCUUGCUUCGUCAACCUCUGUGGCAGCAUACUGGCAGUAUGAUCUCUACGAAGGACCACAGAAGGAAAAGGUCAAAGUCCACUAUUGUCGUAGCAGAGAAACGACUGAACGAGUUGCGCAACUGUUUCUGGACAAGAAGGUCCUUGGAUUUGAUAUUGAGUGGAAGCCCCAUGCGCUGCCACAUGAGGGAAUAAAGAAAAAUGCGUCACUCAUACAGUUGGCAAGCGAAGAUAGGAUUGCACUCUUCCAUAUUGCGAGGUACAGCAAAGGAGACACUGUUGAAGACCUCGUGGCGCCUAGUUUAAGAACAAUCCUGGAAUCUCCCAAUAUCUCCAAAGUUGGCGUUUCGAUCAAAGCCGAUUGUACACGCCUGAGGAGAUUCUUGAACAUUGACCCCCGUGGUCUAUUCGAACUCAGCCAUCUCUACAAACUCGUCAAAUAUUCAUCUCACGACGUUUCCAAAGUCAACAAAAAGCUCGUCUCCCUUGCCCAGCAAGUCGAAGAGCACCUCCAACUGCCCAUGCGCAAAGGAGAAGUCAGAUCAAGCAAUUGGGCAGAGGAGCUCAACAUGCAACAAAUCAUAUACGCCGCAUCUGAUAGCUACGCCGGUCUACGUCUCUUCGACGUUCUCGAGCAGAAGCGCAUGUCUCUACACCCCCGUCCUCCUCGCCCCGCCCAUGCCGAACUCAAUCUCCCUAUCCGCCUCGCCGAUGGCCACACCAUGACCACCACGGCCGACGAGCCGACUGAGCUUGAGGAAGACCCAGCUACCGCAUCAUCAUCAUCAUCAUCAUCCGACCCCUCUGCAAGCACAACGUCAUCUACCCAACCAGGCGAAGAAUCCAACCAACCACCCCUCGCUGGCAAAUCCUCCUCCUCCUCUUCUUCCUCUGAUAAGCAAAAACCACCCGAAGUUCUCCAAGCCGAAGCAUGGACUGCUACCUGGCGCGCCGGUCUGCCGUCAGACUACAAGACCCGCGCCUCACCCGCCCAUCUCCGCGCAUACGCCCUCUGGCACGACCAAUCGUUUGAUCCACCCGUCAUUGCCCGCUUACUUCGCGACCCCCCACUCCAGACUACCACUGUAUCCAGCUAUAUCCUUGAAGCGAUACGACUAGAGAAACUCCCCUACGAUCCAGCCCGCCUCAGAGAUGUCAUCAGCCAUCUCCCCGAACCGAUUUACGAGCGGAGAUACCGUGCGCUGAAGCGGGACUUGGAAGGGCAGUAA
This is a messenger RNA of Xylona heveae TC161, 3291 nucleotides long. RefSeq lists its product as hypothetical. NCBI's taxonomy places the organism in Eukaryota, Fungi, Ascomycota, Xylonomycetes, Xylonales, Xylonaceae. Gene Ontology annotation, molecular function: nucleic acid binding; 3'-5' exonuclease activity. The record is from RefSeq and is a predicted model, not a curated record. The transcript is spliced from 6 exons. Gene Ontology annotation, cellular component: cytoplasm; nucleus. The coding region runs from base 73 to 3291 and encodes 1072 amino acids. Gene Ontology annotation, biological process: nucleobase-containing compound metabolic process.